AGGUCACGUGCUCCGCUGCUGCCGGGACGGUCAUCAGACAUAUACAUAGAGCAGACGGCCUUCUUUGGUGCCUUCGCUUGUGUUGCACAACCAGGCGGGAUAAAGAAGAAGUCGCCUCGUUUUCCUCCUCGGCGGAAGUGGAUUGGGGGAUAGCAGACGUCUCUCCUCGUAUUUCUUUCCUUCGCCGGUGGAUUCCUCCGCCUUUCCGCUGUGCCCGAAGUAGUUCGGUGGUCGCUAGAUCAGUGUCCCAGUGCCCGGUGGCGGCGGCGGCGGCGGCUGCUUUCUCCCGCGAUGGGGCUUCUGUCGCAGGGCUCUCCACUGAGCUGGGAGGAGACGCAGAAACACGCGGACCACGUGCGCAAACACGGCAUCCUCCAGUUCUUGCACAUCUACCGGGCCGUGCGGGAGAGGCACAAGGACGUACUCAAGUGGGGGGACGAGGUGGAAUACAUGUUGGUAGCUUUUGACCACGAGAAGAAGAGAGCUCAGUUGUCUUUAACUGGAGAAGAGGUUCUUCAUACUUUGCAAGAAAAGGGUGAAAGAGUAAAUCCUAACCAUCCAACUUUAUGGAGGCCAGAGUAUGGAAGCUAUAUGAUUGAAGGGACGCCAGGACAGCCUUAUGGAGGAACAAUGUCGGAAUUUAACACUGUGCAAGACAACAUGAGGAAACGGCGCCUGGAAGCCGCUUCUGUUGUGAAAAAAAAUGAAGCAAUUUGCACUGUGACAUCAUUUCCAAGAUUAGGAUGUCCAGGAUUUACGAUACCAGAGACCUUCCCAACUCCAGUUGAGGCAGGAGCAUCUAAGUCUCUCUUCUUCCCAGAUGAAGCCAUUAACAAACAUCCAAGAUUUAGUACUUUAACCAGAAACAUUCGGCACAGAAGAGGAGAAAAAGUAGUGAUAAAUGUACCAAUAUUUAAGGACAAAAAUACUCCAUCACCAUUCAUAGAAGCAUUCCCUAAUGACGAUGGUGAAGCAGCAAGAGCCGCCAAGCCUGACCAUGUAUAUAUGGAUGCCAUGGGGUUUGGAAUGGGCAACUGCUGCCUUCAGGUAACAUUCCAGGCUUGCAGCAUUUCUGAAGCAAGAUACCUUUACGAUCAGCUAGCUACCAUCUGUCCCAUUGUGAUGGCUUUAAGUGCUGCUGCUCCAUUCUACAGAGGCUACAUGACUGAUAUCGAUUGCCGCUGGGGAGUAAUAUCUGCAUCGGUAGACGAUAGGACGCGAGAGGAGAGGGGUUUAGAGCCACUGAAGAACAACCAUUACAGAAUCAAUAAAUCCAGAUACGAUUCCAUAGACAGUUACCUCUCUGAGUGUGGUGAAAAGUACAACGACAUUGAUUUGACAAUUGAUAAAGAAAUCUACGACCACUUAAUCAGUGAAGGCAUAGACCAUCUUUUGGCACAGCAUAUCGCUCACUUAUUUAUUCGAGAUCCAUUGACUUUAUUCGAGGAGAAAAUUCAUCUGGAUGACGCAAACGAAUCUGACCAUUUUGAGAAUAUUCAGUCAACAAACUGGCAAACUAUGAGAUUUAAGCCACCGCCUCCAAAUUCAGAUAUUGGAUGGAGAGUUGAGUUCAGACCAAUGGAGGUUCAGUUAACAGACUUUGAAAACUCUGCUUAUGUUGUUUUUGUGGUGCUGCUGACCAGAGUAAUUCUUUCCUACAAACUGGAUUUCCUCAUUCCUUUGUCCAAGGUGGAUGAAAACAUGAAAGUAGCUCAAAAACGGGAUGCUGUCCGGCAGGGCAUGUUUUAUUUCAGGAAAGAUAUUUCUAAAGGCAGUAAUGCUGUUGUCGAUGGAUGUGGCCCAGCUCAGAAUGGUACAGAAACAGAUGCGGAAGAGUAUACCUUAAUGAGCAUUGAUACAAUAAUCAAUGGGAAGGAAGGUGUAUUUCCUGGCUUAAUUCCAAUUUUAAACUCUUACCUUGAAAACAUGGAAGUGGACGUGGAUACAAGAUGCAGCAUUCUAAACUACUUAAAACUGAUCAAGAAGAGAGCAUCAGGAGAACUGAUGACAGCUGCUCGAUGGAUGCGAGAGUUCAUCGCAAACCACCCAGACUACAAGCAAGAUAGUGUGAUCACGGAGGAAAUGAAUUACAGCCUGAUUUGGCGGUGCAAUCAGAUUGCACAGGAGCAAGUAGAGUGCCCUGAGCUGCUUGGAAUCUGCAUUAACAAAGUAAAAUACACUGGGACUAAAACUGACGCCUUUUGAUGGAAAGGCUUUCUGCCAGGGUGAGAGGUGUAAAACAUUAUCUGUUGAAGCACUAUAGACCGUACUGUGAAAAACCUGCAAUUUCUUAGUAUGAAGACCAAAAAUGGUUCUUCUGUAUUACAAGAUGGGCCAACCUCCCUAAAUAGUCUCUUAAAGGUUCCUAAAACAGGUGUAUUCUUAUAUUUAAGGUUUAUAUUGUAUACAUGUAAAUAGUAAAAUAUUUUUUGAUUUAACAUCAACAUAUUUUAAUAACAUUAAUACUGAAAGUCAUUGUGAACCAGCCUGUAACUUUUGUAUGUGCUUAUUCUGGGAUGGGGUAGGGGAAGGUGCACAACUUUGUAAAGGUACUGUAAUGGCACUUGUAUAUUUUUCAGCAUUCCAGACUUCGAAUGUUUACUGUGACUUCUGUUCUCCCCUAAAGAAUAUACUGCAUUUUUUAAAAACAAAAAGUUCAGUGCCUGAUUCACAUUUUUUUCCUGCUAUGAGAAUCUGACGCAAUUACGACCUUAGUGUUGACACUGACAGACGUUUCAUAGGAAUCAGAUUUGCAGUCAACCAGCCUGCUGCUAAAACUUGGAAUUAAGUAGAUUUUCAUCUCUGCUGUCAACGAGAUAAAAUAAUCUUUAAUUCAAAGAACUUCUAAUUAUCUAAAAUUAGAGGGCAACCAGCAUAUUCCUGCACUGCUUGUUUUUACCCUUGCUCCAUAUCUGUGUCACCUUAGUUUUAUCUGAUCAUCUCAGUAGUAUGAAGCAAUAGGUAUACAUACUUGAUUUUUGAUAGCUGGAGGCUUUAGGAUAGGUUUCUUGGGUGCAGAAAAAUACAUUGACAUUUCAAGGGCAAAUCAUUUUUAAUAUCACCAUAUCCUUUUGUAGUCAGAACCGAUAAUGCACUUCCUUUUUUAAAUUAUUAUCAAUCUGAUGAGCUUGCUCAGUCUUUUUUUUUCGUAUUUUUUUCCCCCUGAUGUAAAAGUUGAGGUCUUGUGCAUGGCCAGCACGAAGAUUCUUCCCAGAAGCAUACAAAUAUCUUUGCCUCCUUUGUACUGAUAACACAAUAUGUGUUAUCCCCACUAAAGCAUCCCAAAUUAAAGUGUCCACAGGCAUAGGAGCCAGAAUAAUACUUUUAUUUCGCACAUAGUAAAAAUUGGGAGCCUCUGUCCAGCUGAGUUUCUGACUCAACCCAAGUCACUUGAGUGUUGCCCAAAAAUAAGAGAUUAAGCAAUCUGUAGGAGAAUACGCAGCGUACCAGUAACAGACAAGGAGGAUGGUAAAUUUCAAUUAAGUUCGUUGUUGUUUUUUCCUGUGACACCACUAAGUGUUCUCCUUAUUUCGUAGAAUCUACAUCUUCUCUAGCAUAUUUCUAGAGGAAUCAUGGAAUUCACUGAUCCUUCUGGAAAUCAGGAGGCUGGAGUUUAAAGGAACUGUAUAGAAUUUAAAACUAAGACAAUGGUUGCGAUUGUACAUAGAACCUGAGGUUUAGGAGACUUUUUAAUAUUAGCUGCCUACAAAGUCAGAGUGGCUUACUGUAUGAUAGAUUAUGACGUACAUAAUAACAAGCAUAUAUUAAUACCUUAAGGUGUAAUGAUUUCUUACCAAAAAAUGUUAAAAGUCAGUGUAACUGCCUAACAGUAUGCCUGUAGAGAUAAUAGAAUGUGCAGUGUUUAUAGGUGUGCUUUAGGGAAAUGCUUGUUCCAGGUUGUAAAUGGAGUGACACAGGAUCACUAAUCUGUGGAAUGAAUAAAUAAAAUUUGAACUACAUCA
Sphaerodactylus townsendi is the source of this 3962-nucleotide messenger RNA. It is a transcript of the gene GCLC, whose product is annotated as glutamate-cysteine ligase catalytic subunit. Gene Ontology annotation, cellular component: glutamate-cysteine ligase complex. NCBI's taxonomy places the organism in Eukaryota, Metazoa, Chordata, Lepidosauria, Squamata, Sphaerodactylidae. The transcript is spliced from 16 exons. The coding region runs from base 292 to 2205 and encodes 637 amino acids. The record is from RefSeq and is a predicted model, not a curated record. Gene Ontology annotation, biological process: glutathione biosynthetic process. Gene Ontology annotation, molecular function: glutamate-cysteine ligase activity.